Molecule: messenger RNA, 619 nt
Organism: Paramecium sonneborni
Lineage: Eukaryota; Ciliophora; Oligohymenophorea; Peniculida; Parameciidae
Source: the annotation of a GenBank genome assembly
AUGCAAAUAAUUUAGCUGCUCUUUUCGAAAAAGGUUUAAAUUAAGUAUAUUUAUUAAGCCGAAUGUUUAAAAAUUAUUUUAAAAUUGUAUUUAGUGUAAGAGAGACUUAUGAAGAAAACAAAGUCUUAUAAUAUUAUACUAAAGUUAUUGAAAUUGAUUCAUAUAAAUUAGACUAUCACAAAGGCUAUGGUAAAAUAUAUUUGUUACUAUUAAUUAGGAGAUUGUUUAUAGAUUUAUGAGUAAAUAUUAUUAAAACUUCUUUGGAAAGAUUAAGGAAGCAAUAAAUAUAUAUGAUAUAUGGAUAAAAAUUUAUGCUAACCAUUCUUAGUUAUAUGCAGGAAAAGGUAUCAUAUAUCUUUUAAAAUAAAAUAAAUUAGGAACAUGUCUAUAAUAUAAUCAAAUUAUAAUGAUAUUGUUGUUAGGUAUGAAUGAUGAAGCAUUAGAUAAUUUAAAUAAAUCAUUAACUUUAAAAUAACAUUCCUCCAUAACUCCAUAGGACUUAAUGGAUUUGGUAGAAAGUAAAAAUAAAAUGUAAAUGUUUUACUAUUUAUAACUUUUGUUAAUCUUUCUUUAUUAUAUGUGUUAAGUAAGAUUACUCGAAGGCAUUAGAAUAUUUUGA